UAACACAGCUCCUGCUGCUGUUGCAUAUAUAGAUAGGUAUGGCCCUACACCUGGGUGCACACACCACAGCCCGGACACAGAGCAAUCCUAAACCUUCUUCCUCCCUGGCUGCCCGCCACCCGCUCCCACCAUGAAGAAGGAAAUACUAACCCUGGCUUUUGCUCGAGCCGUCUUCGUGGAGUUCCUCUCCACGCUCAUCUUCGUCUUCAUCGGGCUGGGCUCGGCGCUGAAGUGGCCGUCGGCGCUGCCCAGCAUCCUGCAGAUCGCGCUGGCCUUYGGGCUGGCCAUCGGCACCCUGGUGCAAGCCUUCGGCCACAUCAGCGGCGCCCACAUCAACCCCGCCAUCACCAUCGCCUUCUUCGUGGGCAACCAGAUCUCGCUGCUGCGCACGCUGCUCUACGUCCUGGCGCAGCUGGUCGGGGCCAUCGCCGGUGCUGGGAUCCUCUACGGUGUCACCCCCGCCAACACCCGCGGCAACCUGGCCAUCAACGCGCUCAACAGCAACAUAACCCCAGGCCAGGCCCUCGUGGUGGAGAUCAUCCUCACCUUCCAGCUGGCCGCCUGCAUCUUCGCCUCCACGGACAACCGGCGCAGCGGCGUGGGCUCCCCGGCGCUGUCCAUCGGCCUCUCGGUCACCGUGGGCCACCUGGUGGGGAUUUACUUCACGGGCUGCUCCAUGAACCCGGCGCGCUCCUUCGGGCCCGCGGUGGUCACCAGGAGGUUCAGCCCUGCGCACUGGGUGAGCCUUGGUGGCGCUGGGGACAGGGACGG
Malurus melanocephalus (red-backed fairy wren) is the source of this 771-nucleotide messenger RNA. Its product is annotated as aquaporin-5-like. The transcript is spliced from 3 exons. Gene Ontology annotation, biological process: transmembrane transport. NCBI's taxonomy places the organism in Eukaryota, Metazoa, Chordata, Aves, Passeriformes, Maluridae. Gene Ontology annotation, cellular component: apical plasma membrane; plasma membrane. The annotation marks the transcript as partial. The record is from RefSeq and is a predicted model, not a curated record. Gene Ontology annotation, molecular function: water channel activity.